Vespa mandarinia (Asian giant hornet) is the source of this 3324-nucleotide messenger RNA. RefSeq names its product WD40 repeat domain-containing protein pink (gene pink). Gene Ontology annotation, molecular function: protein binding. Gene Ontology annotation, cellular component: cytoplasm. Gene Ontology annotation, biological process: developmental pigmentation. The record is from RefSeq and is a predicted model, not a curated record. NCBI's taxonomy places the organism in Eukaryota, Metazoa, Arthropoda, Insecta, Hymenoptera, Vespidae.
UAUUAUUUAUAAGUCUCGAUUGGGACUCAUGAGUAGAAGAGGCCCUUGAGAUGGGUCCCAUGGAUAAAAAUCAGUAGAGAAAAUUUGAUUAGAAUAUUUCGCUUAUGCGGAUUUUAAAGUAGAAUCAUUUUUGAGAAUAGUUCAUGCAUAAAAAAAUUUCCUAUUGUGCUUGUAGUUCAUGUUUUAUCCAUAGCUAUCGCUUAAGUCGUUGAAUAUGCUACGAGCAAAAGGUGUUUAAUAGUCUUAAAUUUAUAUGAUAUACAAAUAGAAGUGAAUUUAUAUUCUUAGAAACGAAAACAAAUAAUUUGUUUUUUUUUUUGUCUAAUUCGCACUUCUAAUAUUGAAAACUUUAAUAACAUUAAAGCGUAUUAUUUAGAUUAUGCAGGAAUUUCCUUACAUAUUGUCGGAAUGCGAAGAAAUAAAUCAAGUGUUACACAAGCCUAUAAACUCGACACAAAGAAUUAAGUAUACAUGUCUUAAUGUUUCACAAAAUUACAUUAUACUUGGAUCAACUAGUGGAAGUAUCUACCUCUUCAACAGAGAACCAUGUUCUUUUCGACAAUUAAUACCAUUAUCGGAAGGCAUAGUCUCAAAUGUUUCAAUAUCACCUGAUGAAAAAAUCGUAGCAUUAGCCACAACGCGUGGAAUAAUAUGUGUUGUUACUUUAAAACCAACUAUAAAAUUAAUUGCUACAUCGAAUGAACAUGCUUAUGAAAAAAUUAUGUGCCUCUGUUGGAAUGAUAAUAGUUCUGAAAUAUAUAUUGGUGAUGGCACUGGCAAAGUUUCUGCAAUUGUAUUAACCGUUUUCACAAUGAAUGGAAUGUUUCAAUCACCGUCUUGUACAUUAAUGAAUCUAGAUUCGAGUAUUGUACAAUUAAAUUUUUCAUCACCUCUUUUAUUGAUAUCAACUUUAACACGCUGUUAUAUAUGUGAUACAGUUCAUGAACAAUAUAAACAAAUAGGUAACAAAGGAAGAAAUGGAGAAUUUGGUGCAUGUUUUUAUAAAAUACAAAUUGAUGAAAAUGUUAAAACUUCAGCUGCUGUUAAGAAGGGGCAAGAUAUUGUUAAAAAGAAAAGUUCAUUUAGUUUUAUUUCAGAAAGUAAUAGUAAUAUAUCAGAGUCUAUUUCACCAAAAAUUUUUUGUGCCCGACCUGGUUCAAGAUUUUGGGAAGUAUCUGCGAGUGGCGUAGUUUUAAAAACUCAUCAAUUUAAAGAAUUAUUAGCGAUACCACCUAUGAAAAUACAUAAAGUAACUAAGCAAGCAUUAGAACAAAAAAAAUAUAUUAAUCAUUCAUGGACUUCACAAUCGAUCAAUUUUCCUCAAUUAUUUGUAAUUGCUUCCAAGUAUUUGUUUUCUUACACAUCUAAUGGCUUAUAUAUUCUUGAUCUUGUGAAUCCAAAUGUAAUACUAUGGAAUAAUGAAUUUACAAACAUUACAAUGGUAGAUGUCAUAGGAAAUAAAAUAUAUUUAAUGAUCUCUGAUAAUGAGUUCCAUUGUUUAACAUUUUAUACGCUUGAUGCAUUAAUAUUGCACUUGUAUUAUACUAAACAGUAUUACAAUUGCUUAGAAACUUGUAUUACAUACAAAUCGCAGCUAUCGAAAUUAAUUAAUGAUAAAUAUAUCAAUGACAUCUACGGUAUUGAAACUAAUCAACGAAAAUUGGAGAACGAUGAGAUAUCAGUAUUACUGCAACCAUUAAUUUCUAUACUGAAAUCAAAUUUAAAUUCUAGUCCUAUAAAAUUAGAUUCAGGUAUUGUUGUAGUUAAUUCAGGAAAUUUGAAACAAAAAUUUAACGAAGAUCAACAAAAUAAAUUGACACAACAAAUUUGUUCAUCUUCCGAAUCUAUUCAAAUGUCCUCUAUACAAAAUACACCUUCGGAUAUUAAAAAUAUAUUAGAAUUAAACAGUAAUCUAUCAUCUACAUUAGAUGAAAAUUUAAUAAGAAAGAUACAAAUUGAUUUAGAACCUAUAUGUACAUUAUCUAGCAGCAUAAAAAUCUCAAUGACUGAAAAAGAGAUGGAAAUGUUUAUUCUUGAUAUACGUAAAAAAAUGGACAAUAUCGAAUGUUUAUACAAAACUUUACCUCAGUUUAAAGAUUUGGCAUGUGAUAUAAUACAUAUUGCCAAAAUUAAUCUUACCAAAACAUUUCUGACAAAUGUAUCGAUAGAAUUAUUACGUUCUACAAUGAAUAUGAUUAUUACAGAUCAUUUUAUAGGUGCUUUCAUUCUUAUAAAUACAUCUAAUUAUAAGGAAUGUACCUGUGGUUUUCCAUUUCCAAUAGAUCAAAUAAAAGAGCCAAGCUUUUUAGAAAUUGGCAAAACUCUUUUACAAAAACUUGUAAAUAGAAGUACAGAAAGAUGUAUACAUUUAUGUAAUAGAGUACCUUAUAUGUGGAGAGAAUAUACGACUUUGUAUAUAAAAGAACAAUACGCUAUAGAAGACAUACUACGACAAUGCCUUUUAACUCAAGAUAGUGUUACAUUGUCAAUUAUUUUACCAAUAUUAGAUGUGAAUCAGUGGAAAUUAAUUACAAUGUAUUUAAAAAAAAUGAAUGAUAAAAAGUGUCUCUCUUGUGAAAAAUUAAUAACAUUAGAAACAAAUAUUUCUUCAAUAAAUUGGAACAGAGUAAUAUUUGAAGUUAUGAAAAGGGAUGGCCCAGAUAUAGCUAUGGUAUUUUUUAAAAAAUUGGAAAUGUUACUUCCUCUCGAAUCAUUUGAUAAAAGUAUAUUUCAGUCGUUUAUAUUUUCGAAAAUUUUACAUCAUCAUGGCAUGCAAUUGGCAGUAGAUUUUAAAUGCAAUUCCAAUAUAUAUGGAUAUAAUACAAUGUGUUCCACAAAGAUUCGAGAUCAAUUAAUAAAGGUAUUAAAAAGAGAUAUAGCACGAUUUGAUAACAAAAAUAUAUUAAGCACUGGUGCUCAUCAUUGGGGAAUGCAAUAUAAAUCUAAAAAUAAGUCAUCGACAUGUCCAUGUUGUACUCUUUCUCUCCAAACAUCAGUUCUCUUAGAUAAUAAUGGUAUAGCAAUUUUCCCCUGUGGUCAUACAUAUCAUGUAAAUUGUAUGAUAGAAAAAAAACUCACUAAAUGUAAUCUUCAUUGAUGAAGUAUAUAUAUAUAUAAAAAUAAUAAAAUAAAAGAAAUAUAUAUAUAUAAAAUAUUGGAAAAAACUUUUUGGACAUUCUAUCAAAUAUUAUAGUGCUGAAAUAAUUAAUGAUAAUAGCACGUGCGUUAUGAUAGUAGAUCAUACAAAAUGUAUAUAUUCUUUGUACUUAAAAGAUUGUCUAAAAAGACUGUAUAUCAUAAUAUAUUUAUUAUAAUUUAAUAUAA